Molecule: messenger RNA, 1934 nt
Organism: Sclerotinia trifoliorum
Lineage: Eukaryota; Fungi; Ascomycota; Leotiomycetes; Helotiales; Sclerotiniaceae
Source: the annotation of a GenBank genome assembly
CCCAUUAUAAUAUGCUUGCUUUCGCCUGACAGCCCCAGGAUUUGAUAAACCCCAGGUCUUUGAUUCAUCUCGGAUCCUAUUGAAGCUUGACACAUUUGUUUUUGUACACAAGUGAACCCAAACGCUUUCAAAUCCUCAAAUCCGUCAAAGAUAUCUUGAAGGUAAGCCAGGCAGUGCGCCAAUGAAGGUCUAAAAAACAUCCGAUCUAACACUUAGGAAAUCCAGAUGGUGACUCCAGGUUACUACUCUGAGCAGGAGCCUACCUUUCGUAGAUGCGGUCCGCGAGGUCAAAGCUAUCCACUGGCUCAGGAGCGUUCUGAGCACUCAUAUCCGACUCGGAACUAUAAUGAUGGACGAAACAGCGAUCAUGGACCAGAGAAUGGCGAAACAGGGCAUCAUCAAAUGCGCCGCAGAAUUCAAGUAGCCGUAUACACCCACUUCUUUGUUCAGAGCACUGCGAAUUUUCCAUUGUUUUGGUCGCGUUUGCUAAUUACUUUCUCGUGUAGUGCCAGAGAUGCCGAAAACGCAAGAUCCGAUGCAGCGGCGAAGAGAAUGGCAGACCGUGUUACCAUUGCAAAAAUUCCAGCUCAGAACCAUGCGUAUUCUUGAGAGUAUUUGCAACUGUCCCUUUAUUCAUAAUGAUAAAUUUCUAACUCGAGUAUGUAGGUAACCGCUAUGCCACUAGAGCAAGCGAAAGACCUUCCGUCGGAUUGCUUCGAUGAUAAUUCGCGUUCGAUGUACAGAGUCUCUUCCAACACCCCUUACAACUACUAUCAGACUUCACAAACCUUCAACCUGGGUCCAGACAAUAUAAACUAUCGACAGACCAAUUACUCGAACUAUGGUUAUCAAGGGACCAAAUUUCUGGGUCUUUCUUAUGACAACUUCACUGAAGAACCCGCUGACUUUAACCUGUCAAAUUCAACCUCAUUUCAAGUUACCGGACAAGAUCCGGUUUCUGUUUCCAGCUAUCCAGCUCAAAACAAUGGGCGCUCACGCGUGAAUCCUCCUGCCCCAUUGUACAUGGAUUCAGAAGCUGCUACAAAUUAUAAUCAGAAUGCAUACCAAAGCUAUAACGCGCGCUCAAUGGUUGAUUCAGACUCGAAGAAUUUCUGUGUCACCAAUCCUGCAUGUCUGCCGUCAUAUGGAACUGUGAACGCAGCCGUCACUCCACAGACCGCGCUCAACACCACCAAUGACCCUAGGCAACUCCCGUAUCCUGGUAUAAACAGACAAUACAGAUCCGCGAAUGAUGGCAAUUCGAGUGCGCAGAGCUCACUGCAUCCAUAUGGGUUCGUGAACUCAAACAUGGAUGGCUCUGGAAAAAUGAACGGGACUUCAAUCCAAAUGCCCAUGACAAAUUCUUACAUGGGUGUUCCUACGAGCAGCAGUCAUGAAAUUACAACCGCCGUUGCCAUGUCUGCAUAUCAAUCAGGUCAACAACCGUCGAUGGCACAACAAGAUUCGGAAAUUUAUGAAGCGCCAACUCCGAACAGCAGUCUGUACUACUCUCAAUCCAGUGACUCCGCUGCAGAUAUCAAUCACUACGGAGCAGGUAGUGGAAAUGACGCCAGCAAGAGUCGUCAAAAUAGUCAGACCAACACCACUGAAGAUACAUGGCCUGCUAAUAACCGAAAGUCUAGCAGCGGCGGCAACAGCAUACUACUAGCAAGUGGACAAUCAUACAUUCCACAUACCUCAAGCCAUUAUCCAACCCCGAACAUCCCCACCCAGAUGCAAAAUCAUGGGCUCUUGCAACUCCCGCCUCAAGUUCAACACGAUGACCUACCAACCUCGAGAGAAUAUGUCUCGAAUCUCUCAACAAGAUAAUCAUUUUCCUUGCUCAACUCUUGGAUCUAUAAUUCAAAAAAUACUCUAGCAUGCAACAUACCUUUGAAGAACGUUAUGUCGGAUUUUCUGUUUCGUUUUAUUUU